Molecule: messenger RNA, 3035 nt
Organism: Antechinus flavipes (yellow-footed antechinus)
Lineage: Eukaryota; Metazoa; Chordata; Mammalia; Dasyuromorphia; Dasyuridae
Gene: PRKAB2
Product: protein kinase AMP-activated non-catalytic subunit beta 2
Exons: 7
Coding region: 229-1053 (274 amino acids)
Biological process (GO): signal transduction
Cellular component (GO): nucleotide-activated protein kinase complex; cytoplasm; nucleus
Molecular function (GO): protein kinase binding
Source: RefSeq, a predicted model, not a curated record
CGGGAGGAGGGCGCUCCGCUGCUGAGGCGAAUGGGGCGGCAUCCUCGGUGGGGGGCGGCUGUCCCGGGGGAUUCCCGGAGAGCGGUCGGAGGAAGGCAGGGGAUCCCGGACCCCAGCUCGCCGUCUUCCCCGGACAAGGAGGGGGUGGUGUCCUGAGGCAGCCGGGAGAAGGGCGACGCCGGCAGCGGAGGACGAGCAUUCCCUCCCGCCGGGGACCCCCGAGCCGCCAUGGGUAACACCACGAGCGAACGGGUGCCCGGGGAGCGCCACGGCUCCAAGUCCCACCGCGCCGAUGGCGCCGGCGGGCAGUCGCACGGCAAGGAGCACCCGCACAAGAUCAUGGUGGGCAGCACAGACGACCCGAGCGUCUUCAGCGUGCCCGACUCCAAGCUCCCUGGGGACAAAGAGUUUGUGUCCUGGCAGCAAGACUUGGAGGACUCUGUCAAGCCCAUGCAACAGGCCCGUCCCACGGUCAUCCGAUGGUCUGAGGGAGGCAAGGAAGUCUUUAUCUCUGGAUCCUUCAACAACUGGAGCACCAAAAUCCCACUCAUUAAAAGCCAUAAUGAUUUCGUUGCCAUUUUGGAUCUCCCUGAAGGGGAGCACCAGUACAAGUUUUUUGUCGAUGGCCAGUGGGUCCAUGAUCCAUCAGAGCCUGUUGUUACCAGCCAGCUCGGCACCAUCAACAACCUGAUUCACGUCAAAAAGUCUGAUUUUGAGGUUUUUGAUGCUCUGAAGUUGGAUUCCAUGGAGAGUUCAGAGACUUCAUGUCGAGAUUUAUCCAGUUCUCCACCAGGGCUUUAUGGUCAAGAAAUGUAUGUUUUUCGAUCUGAGGAGCGCUUCAAAGCUCCACCCAUCCUCCCUCCUCACCUUCUCCAGGUUAUUCUUAACAAGGACACUAAUAUUUCUUGUGACCCGGCACUUCUCCCUGAACCAAACCACGUCAUGCUCAACCACUUGUAUGCGUUGUCCAUUAAGGACAGCGUGAUGGUUCUCAGUGCCACUCAUCGCUACAAGAAGAAGUAUGUGACCACGCUGCUGUACAAGCCGAUCUGAAGGGACGCUCUCGGCUGUCCCGGCCCUGGGAGGCGUGCCCCCUAUCUCUGUACUGAACCCCAGUUGUAGCUUAGAAUUGAAAACUGACUUGACCUUUGAGGCCAGUUGAUGUGUUUCUGAGCCUCCUUUGAAUAGACUGUUCUGCUUUUCCAUUGGACUGCGGGAGAGCAUGUGCGUGUGUGCGUGUGUGUGUGUAUGCGGGUGUGCAGUUUUUUUUUUUAAGGGAAAAGGGUGGGCUCAUACAUAUAUAUUGGACAUACAGUAUGUUAAUGUUAUUGGAAACCUAGCCACUGCCAAAUCUCUAUCUUAGGAUGCCUGUUGGGUGCUUUCCAGAGGUUUGGGGGAACAGAAGUAAGCACCCCCCUUCAAGUCACCUCCCCGACCUGCUGGAACAACAAACGUAUAGGAGUCUUGUCUGGCAGAGAACCCAAGGACAAAAGGGGGUCCCGCGUUGGCCUGGUGCUCCCCUAGGAUCCCCCACAUCUCCCUGUGGAAGCCGUCCCUGAUAAGUGGAAGGCCUGUCUUUUCUCAAGGGCCCCAAAGCUGUGAUUUUUUUUCUCCCUAUAUAAUACUGUUUAUUCUCCCCCUUGAGGACAAAGCUUAGAGACAUGGGUGAAGGUCCCUUGAAGGGCGGUGGUGUAGGGACCCCAUUUCCAGGCUGAAUUGUCUGGGGAUACCCUUUCUCUUUAGAACACAAGCCAAAAUGCUCUCCACGGGCUGGCUUUAGUUCCAGUGAAGAAACACAUAAAGUCCUGAGAAUGACAGAUUCCACCUCAUGCAGGCUUGCUUUCAGCUCCCUCCAGCAUGAAAGGGAGAUCUCGUUCUUGAGCCUGGCCUCGGAGAACUUACCUGUGGGCAGCCUUCCCUGGGCCUACCAUUAAUAUAAUGCCAUUAUGAGCGUAUGUGUGCAUUAUGUAUAUGUAGUCUAAUGCCAUUAUAUAGUAAUAACUGACAUUUCUAUAGUGCUUUAAAGUUUACAGAGCAUUUUAAUCUCUCAUUUGACUCUAAUAACCCGAUAAAGUAGGUUUUACAUUAUUUUUCUCAUUUUACAUAUGAGAAAAAAUUGAAUGUAAGAGUAAUUAAGUGACUUGCCCUUGGUCCUAAAACCACUGUCAAAGGGGGGAUUUCUAACCUUUAAGUCCAGCCCUCUGAUCUCUCUGCUGUGCUGUGCUAGGUGGAGGGUCACCCUGGUUUCCUUGGCUAGAGAAGGAAAUUCCUUCAGCCCUCAGUUUCUUGCCCUGGAGCUUAGACACAAGUUGACGUCCUUGGUUUAAGCUUUAAGAAUUUUGCCCUGAAUCUUUACAAAGGAUUUGUGGUUUUUGUUUUUUCUCCUCAUUUUAAAAGUAACUUGACUUUGGCUUAGCAGAAAUCAUGGAGCCAAAUUCAUCAUUAGAUUAUUGAGGCUUAAAAUCUUGCAAGUGUCUGUGGGCCUUCCCUUUUUACAGAGAAUUGCAGCUCAUCCAUCCAGCGUUCCAGGAGGCUAAAGCUGUUAGUGGCGGAGGGGCUCCCAGACUGCCUAGGAUGGACCCUGCCUCCCGCCCAUCCUGAGCUGAGCUUGGGGAAGACCUGUGGCCUGGGAAAGUGACCCGGUUGGUUCUCAGCAUCCUCGCCGGCCCGAGGCUUAACCUUAACUGGGUACGUCCUGGUGAUGGGAGGCAGUGAGUGGAACCCAUCGGGGACUUGGCUAAUAAUUGAGCUGGAUUUAAUGCUGCCUUGGACACUUGGGAACCUUCCCCUUUGCACCGGAAAUCUUGUAUGGCCUACUUUGGGUCCAGAUGUCCUUCACCUAAAGUGUUACUCUCGUCAUUGUUGAAAUAGGUCAAAUCCCAUGACACUUGGACAUUUUGUUUGAUGAAAUUUGACUUGAAUUGAGUGUUUUAGAGGUCAGAGAAACAAGACUCAGAAUUUUUUCUGUUACACAGUGAUGUUGCCGGAUUAUUUGUUGUGAGAGGAUUAAACAAAGUUGCAGUCGUUACAUCUAA